AUGGUCGCUAAUACUUACGUCAUGACAAUCUUGUACUUGACAGCCGACAUCGCCUAUGGCAAGAACAUCUUUGACCGCGGUAUCCACCACCCUGGCUUUAUUACAUUUAUGAUUGUAUUCGGGCUGGGUCUCGCUGUUCUGAGCGUGUUUUAUGCGCUCGUUACCUCGAUUGUAUUGCUUUCAAGUCUCAUCAACAAAUAA
Malassezia japonica is the source of this 201-nucleotide messenger RNA. RefSeq lists its product as uncharacterized. The record is from RefSeq and is a predicted model, not a curated record. The coding region runs from base 1 to 201 and encodes 66 amino acids. The transcript is spliced from 3 exons. Lineage: Eukaryota; Fungi; Basidiomycota; Malasseziomycetes; Malasseziales; Malasseziaceae.